This is a messenger RNA of Zasmidium cellare ATCC 36951, 1266 nucleotides long. RefSeq lists its product as uncharacterized. NCBI's taxonomy places the organism in Eukaryota, Fungi, Ascomycota, Dothideomycetes, Mycosphaerellales, Mycosphaerellaceae. The transcript is spliced from 3 exons. The record is from RefSeq and is a predicted model, not a curated record. Gene Ontology annotation, molecular function: protein binding. Bases 1 to 1266 code for a protein of 421 amino acids.
AUGGACAAAGUCACUCACUUCACCGAGUCAUUGCAGCAGGAUGAGAUGAUCACCAUACAGCCGCAGGAUUCGGACGAGAUCUUCUUAGUCCCGCGAGCCCUUCUCAUUCAGGCGUCCGAGUACUUCCAGAAAGCUCUAAAGGGUCACUAUGCAGAGACUGAACGGCGUGUUCUACGACUUCCCGGCUGCGACACCCCCACGUUACAACUCUUUCUAUACUGGCUCUACCGCAGAACCCUUCCGUGCUUCGGAGAAGCCCAAUCAAUCCUAUACGUCAAGCACGGCGCCAAAAGCGACAUCGCCUUGAAAGCUGCAAUCGAUCAUCAGAUCAAGCUAUUCAGGCUGUGGGGCUUCGCCGAGGCGUACCUACUCCCACGGCUGCAGAACGAGACAAUGGAAUGUCUGUGUGACUUCUUGAUGUUCCACAGGCUACAGCCGGCAGCGGCCCAUGUUACAUUCGAGGUGUCUGGCAGAGAUCUCCUGGCGCACUUCUGCGUGAAGCAGGCGGCAAACGACUGGAGAAGCAGCUACUAUGACGAGGACGAUUUGACAUUGCUGGGCGGCAUACCGGGUUUCAUGAGCAUGAUGCUGAAUUCGAUCGAAGACUCCUUUGUCGAAGACCAGCAGAUCGCAGUCGCUCUCGAGGGUAGCACUCGACGCUUCUCCAUCUCCAAAGCACUGCUGUGCAGCGCCUCCGACUACCUUCGCAAGGCCUUGGACGGCGGCUUCAAGGAGACCUCUGAGAAAGUACUGCACCUCCCUGGAUGCGAUGAGCAGACCCUUCGCCUUUUCCUCUACUACAUCACCAAGCUCGACAUUCCAGAUUUCGGUGCUAUCUUCGAAGAGUUCCCGAAGCCGGCGAGCCGAGAGGAUGCGAAGAUUCGUGCCGCCGAGUUCCAGACCGCGCUCGUUCAGCUCUGGUCUUUCGGCGACGCUUACCUGAUGCCAAAGCUGCCGAACCUCGCGAUGAUUGGUCUGAUCAAUCUGGUCAAGAAGUGUCCGGUCACGGUCGAAGCCGCCAAGAUUGCGUUCCAGGUCACCAAGGACGGUCCGCUGCGAGACUUCUUCGUCUGGGAGGCGAUCUACGACUAUGAGAUGCGUGAACUGUCGCCCACGGAGUUGGACGAGUUCGGUGCUGUGCCUGGAUUCGUACCUGAGAUCUUUGAGCAUAUGCACAAAGUCGUCGAGAUCGACAGCGCAUAUUGUUCAGAGUUGAUACCAUCGCAGUCUUCUCGCCACGACGGUUUUCUUGUGAAGGAAGCAUGA